AUGGACCGAAAAUACAAACCGAUUCGACCAGCAUUCCCCAGCGCGACUCCUGCCAGCGAUGCCGAUUCGGGGACCAAGAGUUCCAGUAACGACUCCAGCCAGACCAACACACUCUUAUCACGAAAACGGAUACAAGUCAAGGUCGCAUGUGAUGCGUGCCGCGCCAAGAAGUCAGCCUGCGAUGGGAGGCGCCCUUGCGCCGCCUGCGAGCGUCGAGGAUCUAUAUGCACCUUUGUCAGACGCGGUAUCGAUUCUUCGGAUUCCUCUCCGUCCGCGCCAGGGGCUGAUCGAAACGCGGAUGCCAGUGAGCUUCUCGGGCUGUUGAUUUCAGUGCCGCCAACUACGGCUGCCGGCUUUUUGGAGGAUAUCAAAGAGCAGGCCGACACCUCCUCCGCGUUGGCUCAGAUACAACAGAGGCGCGAUGUCCCCGGUAGAGUGGAGAUAUCGCAACCGCUGGUACCACCAGAGCAGGGAGACGUCGAAUUCGAGCUCAUGUGUCGCCAACCGAUCAUGUAUCCACCACUGGUUGCCCUCGAUCUCACUCUAGACCCGACCAUUGUCAGCUCGAAGAAGCGGUCGCGGGACCCGAGUGACGAGGAUACUACUGCAGUACCGCCAAACGAAGCUUCAUUCUCGAUCGACCCCCGAGUUGGCGCCGUUGACAUGGCCGUGUGGACAAAGGUGCUCGUGAGCAACGAAGAUGCCGCCCAGGCCUUGGCUUGGUACCUGGAGACCGACCAUCCCGUGUUGGCAUUGUUCGAUGCGGAUUUGUUUCUAGAAGAUCUGAGCAGCUACAGCACGCGCUUUUGCACGGAAUUCAUGGUCAAUGCUCUUUCAAGCUGGGCGUUCAUGUCGAGUCUCGCCCACGCAGGGGGUCUUGGCGAGUCCUUCUUCUUGGAAGCUACUUGCAUGUGGGAGCGCGGGGAGGAGGUCGACAGUCUGCUCACGGUAGCAGCGUUGCAAUUCGUCAGCCUCACGGCAGAUAUUCUCGGCAAAGGGCACCAAGCUCUCGAAUAUCUGCUUCACGCGAUCCAGAUGGGUCAAAGACUAGGGCUGUUUGACGUCGUAGCUCCCGCUAUCACGGAUCCGUCGGACUUCAAGGCAGCGUGUCAAUGCGCCUGGGGACUGUUCUCGUACGCCAGCCCAGCCUGGCAGCUCGCCCAGACAGGCUCCCCAGUACAAGAAGCUCGGCACCAGAGUGCCAUCUUCCCUUAUUUUGCACACCUUUGGGCUAUCAUCCAAGGGAUCGUCUCGCGGUACUGCUCGGUUGAUCUGUUGACUGAGCAGUUGGAGCCCAACCACCACUUUGUCAGGUCCACGAUGCAACGUCUCCUGCACUGGGGGGCGCAACUGCCGCUGUCGGUUGUCCGUGGCAACCGUAUCACGCACCAAGGGAUCACGCUGCACAUCAUCUUCCACUCGGCUGUGCUCUUCUGUCUUCGACCCCUGGUAUCGGAAGGCAACACUGACUCGUUAAUUCCCGAUAGCGAGACAUUGUGCACUGCGCACGAGAUCAGUAGGGCAUCGGCCAACCAGCUGCGACGGCUGGUCACCAUCUACCAGUCACAAUUUGCCCGAAACACCCUCUCCAUCCUGUGGCAUACUGGCUGCCUAUAUCUAGCCAACGCAGCCAUGCCCUCCUUGACAGGACAGCCGGCCCAAGUGUCUGAUCUACACCUUGCGCUAGCAGGCUACCGGGCUCUCUACCCACAAUAUCCGGUGGCCCUGACGAUAUACAAAACAACCAUGGAGAAGAUCCAGCACAGGCAGACGGGCGAUACCUCCCCACUCCCUCCGUCAGACCCUUCGACGACUUGCCUCAUCGUCGACCUCGACUUGGCCUUGACGGACCAGGCCAACGCCCGGAUCGACCGCGUCACGCAAAAGUUUGAUGACAUGGUCAUGUUUGACCAGUUCACAGUCAACCGCACAGACGCGGACGGUGGGGUGGCUAUACACUGA
This is a messenger RNA of Emericellopsis cladophorae, 1962 nucleotides long. RefSeq lists its product as uncharacterized. Lineage: Eukaryota; Fungi; Ascomycota; Sordariomycetes; Hypocreales; Bionectriaceae. The record is from RefSeq and is a predicted model, not a curated record. Gene Ontology annotation, biological process: regulation of DNA-templated transcription. Bases 1 to 1962 code for a protein of 653 amino acids. Gene Ontology annotation, molecular function: zinc ion binding; DNA-binding transcription factor activity, RNA polymerase II-specific. The transcript is spliced from 3 exons.